Rangifer tarandus platyrhynchus (Svalbard reindeer) is the source of this 2925-nucleotide messenger RNA. The record is from the annotation of a GenBank genome assembly. Lineage: Eukaryota; Metazoa; Chordata; Mammalia; Artiodactyla; Cervidae.
AUGCUUGUCCGAUUGCUGCUGCUGCUGUUGGCAUUGCUGCUGCCCGGCCCCGGGGUUUUGGGGAGUCCCAGCACUGUGACACUUCCUGAAACCUUGCUGUUUGUGUCAACGUUGGAUGGAAGUCUGCAUGCCGUCAGCAAGAGGACAGGCUCCAUCAAAUGGACUUUAAAAGAAGAUCCAGUCCUGCAGGUUCCAACACACGUGGAAGAGCCUGCCUUCCUCCCAGAUCCCAACGAUGGCAGUCUGUACACGCUUGGGGGCAAGAACAACGAAGGCCUGACGAAACUUCCCUUUACGAUCCCUGAGUUGGUGCAGGCAUCUCCGUGCCGAAGCUCAGAUGGCAUUCUCUACAUGGGUAAAAAGCAGGACAUUUGGUACGUUAUCGACCUCCUGACCGGAGAGAAGCAGCAGACCCUGUCAUCAGCCUUUGCAGACAGCCUCUGCCCAUCAGCCUCUCUGCUGUAUCUGGGGCGAACAGAGUACACCAUUACUAUGUACGACACCAAGACCCGCGAGCUGCGCUGGAACGCCACCUACUUCGACUACGCGGCCGCGCUGCCCGAGGACGACGGGGACUACAAGAUGUCCCACUUUGUGUCCAAUGGCGAUGGGCUGGUGGUGACGGUGGACAGCGAGUCUGGGGACGUCCUGUGGAUCCAAAACUAUGCUUCGCCCGUGGUGGCCUUUUACAUCUGGCAGCGCGAGGGUCUGCGGAAGGUGAUGCACAUCAACGUCGCCGUGGAGACCCUGCGCUACCUGACCUUCAUGUCGGGGGAGGUGGGGCGCAUCACCAAGUGGAAGUACCCGUUCCCCAAGGAGACGGAGGCCAAGAGCAAGCUGACGCCCACCCUGUAUGUGGGGAAGUACUCCACCAGUCUCUACGCUUCCCCCUCGAUGGUACACGAGGGCGUCGCCGUUGUGCCCAGGGGUAGCACACUUCCUUUGCUGGAAGGCCCCCAGACCGACGGUGUCACCAUCGGGGACAAAGGGGAGUGUGUGAUCACGCCCAGCACGGACCUGAAGUUCGACCCCGGGCUCAAAGGCAAGAACAAGCUCAACUACCUGCGGAACUACUGGUUGCUCAUCGGACACCACGAAACCCCACUGUCCGCGUCCACCAAAAUGCUGGAGCGCUUCCCCAACAAUCUGCCCAAACACCGGGAGAACGUGAUUCCCGCCGACUCGGAGAAGAAGAGCUUUGAGGAGGUCAUCAACCUGGUUGACCAGACUUCAGAAAACGCACCUACCACGGUUUCUCCGGACAUGGAAGAGAAGUUCGAUCACGCCCCUGCCAAGCCUGAGGCCCCCGUGGACUCCAUGCUCAAGGACAUGGCCACCAUCAUCUUAAGCACCUUCCUGCUCAUUGGCUGGGUGGCCUUCAUCAUCACCUACCCCCUGAGCAUCCACCAGCAGCGGCAGCUCCAGCACCAGCAGUUCCAGAAGGAACUGGAGAAGAUCCAGCUCCUGCAGCAGCAGCAGCUGCCCUUCCACCCACCCGGGGACGCGGCACAGGACGCCGAGCUCCAGGACUCGUCCGGCCAGUACUCAGAGAGCUCGGCCACCAGCAGCCCCAACACGUCCCCCCGAGCCUCCAACCACUCGGUCCACUCCACCGGCUCCACCUCCAAGGCUGUCACCAGCCCCUUCCCGGAGCAGGACGAUGAGGAUGAGGAGACCAGCAUGGUGAUUGUUGGGAAAAUCUCCUUCUGUCCAAAGGACGUCCUGGGCCACGGAGCUGAGGGCACGAUUGUGUACCGGGGCAUGUUUGACAACCGCGACGUGGCAGUCAAGAGGAUCCUCCCCGAGUGUUUCAGUUUCGCGGACCGUGAGGUCCAGCUGCUGAGAGAGUCGGACGAGCACCCGAACGUGAUCCGCUACUUCUGCACCGAGAGGGACCGGCAGUUCCAGUACAUCGCCAUCGAGCUGUGCGCGGCCACGCUGCAGGAGUACGUGGAGCAGAAGGACUUUGCCCACCUCGGCCUGGAGCCCAUCACCCUGCUGCAGCAGACCACCUCCGGCCUGGCCCACCUGCACUCCCUCAACAUCGUUCACAGAGACCUGAAGCCCCACAACAUCCUCCUCUCCAUGCCCAAUGCACACGGCAGGAUCAAGGCCAUGAUCUCCGACUUCGGCCUCUGCAAGAAGCUGGCCGUGGGCAGGCACAGCUUCAGCCGCCGCUCGGGCGUGCCGGGCACCGAAGGUUGGAUUGCCCCAGAGAUGCUGAGCGAAGACUGCAAGGAGAACCCCACCUACACGGUGGACAUCUUCUCCGCGGGCUGUGUCUUCUACUACGUGAUAUCCGAGGGCAGCCACCCCUUUGGCAAAUCCCUGCAACGCCAGGCCAACAUUCUCCUGGGUGCCUACAGCCUUGACUGCCUGCACCCUGAGAAGCAUGAGGACGUCAUUGCCCGGGAGUUAAUAGAGAAGAUGAUUGCCAUGGAUCCCCAGAAGCGCCCGUCAGCGAAGCAUGUGCUGAAACACCCUUUCUUCUGGAGCCUGGAAAAGCAGCUCCAGUUCUUCCAGGACGUGAGUGACCGGAUAGAGAAGGAGGCCCUGGACGGCCCGAUAGUGAAGCAGCUGGAGCGCGGUGGGCGGGCCGUGGUGAAGAUGGACUGGCGGGAAAACAUCACUGUCCCCCUGCAGACAGAUCUGCGGAAAUUCAGAACCUAUAAAGGCAGUUCGGUCCGAGAUCUCCUCCGAGCCAUGAGGAAUAAGAAGCACCACUACCGGGAGCUGCCCGAGGAGGUGCAGGAGACGCUGGGCGCCCUCCCCGACGGCUUUGUGUGCUACUUCACCUCCCGCUUCCCCCACCUCCUCCUGCACACCUACCGCGCCAUGGAGCUGUGCCGCCACGAGAGGCCCUUCCAGCCCUACUACCACGAGCCCCCCGAGCCCCAGCCCCCCGUGACUGCAGACGCCCUCUGA